AUGCGUCUAAGAGAGUACGUCGAAUCGUUCGUUGAUUUACCACUGGAAGAUUUGAUCACUGGCUCGCUUUAUCAAGAAGCUUUACGCAUAUUUGAUGCUGUUAUUCUUGUGCCAUCGUCUGACCCACGUAAAAUCCCCAGAAAUAUACAGUUUGCUGCGGAAUAUGAGGAUCACGAGAAGUUUAUCGAUACCAUAGUAGCGUAUUUGAUGAAUGAGGAUCAACAGGACGUUUUGACUUGUGGAUAUAUUGAUGGCGGUCAACUCUUGAAUGUGUCCAGCCCUUUUGUUUGUCCUGGUGUCAACUUCUCCAUUCAACUAUUAAAAAGUCCUGCUUUUAAAGCAAUACGCCAUAUUGUACCAGGUGCUCAAGGGUUCUUGCAGCUUUUAUUUAACUACGAUGGAUAUAUGGGGGUCAAUGGGCUCAAAUUAUGGGGGCCUUUACAUGACUACAAAUAUAAACACGUCAAAAAUGAUUCUAGAACGGUUUCAUAUAGAGAUAUGCUCUAUCAGGAGCCUGCAACUUUGAAAGGACGUGGUCCUCUUCCUGAAACCGCUCGUGAAUGCCUUCGGGAGAUUUUCCCAGACGAGAUUCAAGUGGAAAAGAAAGCGCCUAAGCGAUUCAGGAAGAUCACCAAGAUCUUGAAGACUGUUAUGAUCAAUCAUACCAAGAAACAAUACGAGUAUCCGUACAUCUUGGAAUCAGUCUGCGGUAACGCUAGUGUACAGGGCGACGACUUUCUCAAGAUGGCAACAUCUAAGAAAUUUGUGGUGAGAUUUGUUCUUAUAAUUGUUGAUAAGGUGUUUCCUUUAGAGCAUAUUGGUUCUUCAUCAAAUAAGGCCGUGUUAUUCACUAAGAUUGCCGAAUUUUUGCAUGUUUCCCUAAGAGAGAAAGUUGAUGUCAAGAAUUUGGUAAGGGGAUUGAAGAUUGAUGAAAUAUGCUGGCUAAAGCCUAGGGCAGAUGUUAGAAUGACUAAACCUGAAUUUCUACGGGCGCAAUCUAUGCUCGAGAAGUACCUCAAGUGGUUCUUUGGAAGAUUCAUUAGCGGGCUUGCUGGUUCUUUCUUUCAUGUCACCGAAGGCUCUCAAAAAAGCAUUAUGCUCUUUUAUAGGCACAAAGUGUGGACCUCGAUUUCCAACCGUUUUAAAGGAAGGUACUUUGUCAAACAUUUGGAUAAGUCUCUUGAAUCCACCAAUUCGUUAAAGUCAUUUUUCGAAAACGACGAUUUUGUUGCCAAAUUGAAGUUUUUACCCAAGCCGAAAGGAUUUAGACUUAUAGCACCACCUUUUAAAGGUAUUUCCCAGGAGCAUUUCAGUUAUAUGGAGUAUGAGAAGGAUUAUAUGCAGCCAAUAUUAUCGGUUCUACAGGCAGUUAGAGCUAAAAACGAUGGUUGUAUUUCAUCUGUUAGUAAUCUGAUUAUCAAAGUUUCCCAAUUUAAGAAGAGACUGGUUAGUGAAUUUGGAUCAUUCCCAAAGUUUUAUGGACUGAAGUUCGAUGUCAAGAGCGCUUAUGAUUCUGUUCCGCUUGACUUAGCGAAAAGGGUGGUACGCCAGCAACUUAACUCAUAUUCGGAAACAGAGUCGAUUGUUGUCAGGCAGUUUCAAACUUUAGAUGAGAAGAACGUAGUGACGUCCAGAAAGCGUCGCAAGGUGAUGUCUGCACAAGUUGAAACCUUGGAGUCCGUAGAGGAAUUGGCCUGCCGCAAUGAUAAGCCGUCGGUUGAGAAAACCCACCCAAUAGUUCUCACUAAAUCUGAGAUUAUCCGUUUUGUCGACGACCAACUUUCCAAAAUGGCUGUCGUGUACCAUGGAAUAACCUAUAAGAGGAAAAUAGGACUAUUCCAAGGAUUUAACCUUUCCGGAAUAUUAUUUGAUAUGGUUUACGAUACUGUGCUCGAUUAUAUUAAGAAAGCUACGCAUACUGAUACAGAUGCUCAUACUGGGGUUUUUAGGCUUGUCGACGAUUUUUUGGUUCUCUCUACUGACGAACAGGUGAUCCACCGGUUUAGAAAAUUGAUUUGCAGGCCAAUACACGAAUUUAACCUGAACAUAAACCGUCUCAAGACAGAUUGUUCUGAUGAAUCACUUACUUUCGUUGCUCUGGAUAUUAGUCUAAAAGAUAUCUCAUUUUUGAAACCCGUGGACAGUUAUAUCUCGAAUCCUGUCAAUCUACCUUCCUUUGCUGCACUCUACAAGAGGCUUAUGUAUUCUUUCGAAAUCAGGUUUAAGUCGCCAAUAUUUGCUUUCGCACAUAAUGAGAUUCAUGCCAUUCGUGAGAAUGUUCACCACUUAAUCAAAGCUCAAACUCUUCGUUUCAUAUCAUCAUAUCGUCUCAUUAAGAAGCGUGAUUGUUUCGUUCCAGAGCUGUUCCAUUCAUUCUUGAAUGAUAUGUUCGGGUCAAUUCAGAAAAAGCUCCCCUUUCCUAAACUGGCUUUGGAGGAAGAUGAUUUGAAACAGGACGUGUAUGCUCUUCUCAGAAGUAAUCGUGUAUUAUAG
This is a messenger RNA of Brettanomyces nanus, 2493 nucleotides long. RefSeq lists its product as uncharacterized. The coding region runs from base 1 to 2493 and encodes 830 amino acids. The transcript has a single exon. Gene Ontology annotation, cellular component: telomerase catalytic core complex. Lineage: Eukaryota; Fungi; Ascomycota; Pichiomycetes; Pichiales; Pichiaceae. Gene Ontology annotation, biological process: telomere maintenance via telomerase. Gene Ontology annotation, molecular function: telomeric repeat DNA binding; telomerase RNA binding. The record is from RefSeq and is a predicted model, not a curated record.